UGCGAAAUAUAUACGUAAUUUAUAAAGGACGAGUGACGCCCGGAAGUGAAAAUGUGUUUCGGCUGCAUUAUCGAUAUCGCAGAGAUUAGAAGAUUUUGUGAUAAAUACAUGCACAGACUCCAUAAAAGCGAUUCGAUAUGAAUUUAUCACGGAGAUCAAAGCCAUCGCGAGCCGCACGGCUCACCGUGUUAAUAUCGUUGAUUAUUGUCAACGCACGAUCGUGCGGCGCCGAGUCGAGCGGCGAGUAUCUCCAGAAGGCGAUGAUCGAGCUCCAGGAAUUAAAUUUGCCGUCUAACAGCCUGACGAUGUACGACCGAUUGUCAUCAAUGAACCUAGGCUAUCGGCAGGGGGGCUAUCAUGAUCACAAUAGGUAUCGCAAGGUCAGCACCAACAAUGUCCAUCAAGACAUCCUGCAAAAACAGAUUGCGGGUGUGCCUGUCGAGCACGUGGACAUGGCUCACUCCGCCGCGAAUAGUAUAGCGCAAUAUUACGCGAUACGCGACUCCACCGCCGCGGCCAGUUACCCGAAGGUGAAGCAGCCGGAGCCGCUGGCGUUCACGCGAGCGGAGCUGGCCGCGUUAUACAAAAAGGCCUUGGAAAAAGGGUCAGCGAUCAGCAUGACGACGUUGACGCAAGCUCUCAAUGCCGCGGGCGGCAACGGCAAUGGCAAUGGCAACGCAUCGCCCCAGGUCGAUCAUCCGCAGCUACCGGUUAAACCGAUGUACAACUACUACUUCUUCCCGCUGAAAAGUUUCGCGUCCGAGCUGCAGAGGGAUCAUCAGCAGGCCGCGCUCGUUCCAAUGUACGCGGCUACCGAAACCGCAGAGACCACUCAGAAGCAGCUUAUGAAUCCACUCUUCGUGGCGAUCGGCACAUUCAUUAGCAUGGCGCUUUUGUUUAUGAUGGGCGUGCUGUUUCUACCGAAGUUGCCACACUUGGAACUUUUCAACGCGCGAGUAGCCGACAACGAUGACUUUCUGCGGCUGACGACUUUUGUGAUGAAUGCCAUAGACGGACGCAAUCGCUGGCAGAAUGUCAGCGCCACUAGCUGAGAAUAUAUAAUGUAAAGACAUAAGUAUUCUUAAAUUAGAGAUUGAAAAUAUCUGUUGAAUGUAUACCGUAUUUUGCGUAAAAAAUGUUUGGACCGCGAUAGAAGAAAAAAAUUAUUGAUUGACAACUGUUGAUUGCAAAAAAGAUAUUUAGUGUAUAUACUAAUAUGAAACAAGUGUAUUAUAAAUAUCAUUGUAGAGGAACUCUUAUACUAUUUUAAGUAUCACUUAA
Molecule: messenger RNA, 1281 nt
Organism: Wasmannia auropunctata (little fire ant)
Lineage: Eukaryota; Metazoa; Arthropoda; Insecta; Hymenoptera; Formicidae
Exons: 4
Coding region: 138-1052 (304 amino acids)
Source: RefSeq, a predicted model, not a curated record